Messenger RNA from Lepus europaeus (European hare), 708 nucleotides. Its product is annotated as zinc finger protein 3-like. Bases 1 to 708 code for a protein of 235 amino acids. NCBI's taxonomy places the organism in Eukaryota, Metazoa, Chordata, Mammalia, Lagomorpha, Leporidae. Gene Ontology annotation, molecular function: DNA-binding transcription repressor activity, RNA polymerase II-specific. The transcript has 3 exons. Gene Ontology annotation, biological process: negative regulation of transcription by RNA polymerase II. The record is from RefSeq and is a predicted model, not a curated record.
AUGUCAGUCUUAAUUGACCAUCAGGAAUUUCACACAGGGAAGAAGCAGUAUAGUUGUAAUGAAUGUGGAAAAGCUUUUUUGUGGAAGUCACUACUAACUAUGCAUCAAAGAAUUCACACAAGAGAAAAGCCUUAUGGAUGUAAUGAAUGUGGAAUGACCUUAUGUUGGAAGACGCUCCUCACUAAACAUCUCACAGUUCACCCAGGUGAGAUACGUUACGAAUGUAAUGGAUGUAGAAAACCCUUUUUCAUGAAGUCAGACCUUGUUAGGCAUGAGAGAAUUCCCACAAAGAAGAAACAUGAUUAUAGGCUCACUACUUACAAGAGUGGACUGGUAAACUACAAAUUCCUUGACCCACCAGUAGAUGGGCAGAAUAUGUUUGGUCAUGGGAACUGGGUGAUGAUGGAAAAGAAUAUUCCUGAGCUCACUGUAGUAGCAUACAUGUGCAUCAGAGACAACAUGCAUGUCUCAGAGACAUCCAGAGCAGUGGCAGAACCCUUAUUCAUCCGCAUGUAUUGGGAGCAGCAGUGUUUGAUGGGUGGGGACCCUCUCCUGGGAGUGGGGGCUUACUUGUUGAAUAAGUGGGUGGUGGUCAGCAGCCAGCACUCGCCCACCACGGUGGCCCUGCAGAAGUGUCCCAAGGCCUCUGGCAGGCAGGUCUACCAGGGCACCUCACCAGCACCGCACACAGCCUGCCCACGCUCCUAG